This is a messenger RNA of Pangasianodon hypophthalmus (striped catfish), 2139 nucleotides long. RefSeq names its product neuroplastin a (gene nptna). The transcript is spliced from 8 exons. The record is from RefSeq and is a predicted model, not a curated record. NCBI's taxonomy places the organism in Eukaryota, Metazoa, Chordata, Actinopteri, Siluriformes, Pangasiidae. Bases 241 to 1071 code for a protein of 276 amino acids.
GGCUGUGGUGUGCUGCUUCGCUCUCGUGUUACACAGCGGGUGGAUGGAGCAGGUGCUCUCUGCUUACCGCGCGCUAUUGCUAGGCGACCAGCGUGCUCAGUGACCCGGUUCAGGCUCCGCCGAGGCUCGCGCUCUCACUCUAACGAGCCUGUCUUUAUCAGCAGCUCCGCGCUAAACCCGACGCAGAGUUCCACUCACAUAGCUAGUGUUAGGUAGACUACCUGCCAGGCGAGACAGAAGAUGUCUGGUCCGGGGAAUCGAGUGAUGCUGGUGCUCGGAGUGGCGGUGCUGCAUGCGGUGUCUGCUCUGAUCGAGCCAUCGAUCAAUGCGUCCGACCACCUCACCCUACCAAUAGAUUACCACGGACCAUCAGUCACACUGCAGUGUAACCUGACUACCUCUCAGUUCACCCAACGUGAGAGCUACUGGAUGAAGAAUGGAGAGGAGAUCCAAGGCACACGGACAGAGCAGAGGGCCAUUGAGUACACAAUCACUAAACCAAGGGCAGAUGAUGCAGGGGAGUAUAUGUGUGUGUACACAUUUGACCUGGGCCCUCCUGCCAAUGCCACCAUUGAAGUGAAAGCUGCUCCAGACAUCACAGGACACAAGCGCAGUGAGAAUAAGAAUGAGGGAGAACGCGCUGUCCUCUAUUGCAAGUCCGCUGGCUACCCUAAUCCUACCUGGUCCUGGCGCAAGUUAGACAGUGGCUCUUUUGACAUUGACAACUCCUCUGGCCGCUUUUUCAUCAGCAACAAGGACAGCUACACAGAGCUGUUAAUCAUUAACCUGGACAUCAAUUCUGAUCCUGGAGAAUAUGAGUGCAACGCCACUAAUAUUGUUGGCACCUCUCGUAUGACCUCAGUGCUUCGCGUGCGGAGUCACCUGGCUCCCCUCUGGCCCUUCCUGGGCAUCCUUGCUGAAAUCAUCCUUUUGAUCCUCAUCAUUGUCAUCUACGAGAAAAGCAAGAAGCCUGAUGAAGUUCCAGAUGAUGAUGAAUCAGCUGGCCCAAUGAAAACUAAUUCAACUAACAAUCACAAAGAUAAAAACCUACGUCAAAGGAAUACAAAUUAAACCAACCACUAGUACAAUGAAGACAUUCAUAUCAUGACCAUACGAACGUAACACAAAGGAGUUCAUUGUUUAAGAAAGCAUAUAUUGGUGUUAAGAAAGUAUUGGUGAGAUGAAAUAUAUACGUCCACUCAAGGCAUGCCUUAUGAAUGUGUUGGCAAGAGGAUGUCUUAUAAGAAACAUUACUAAUAAUAGUGUAAAUAUUAUGAACAUUUUAUUGCAUGAUUGUGUUGCUUUCAAUAUUUGUCUUUCAUUCACAAUGCCUUUUCUUUUUCAUGUCAAAACUAGAGAUAUGUAGUGCAUGCAAUAUAUUAACCUGCUGUUUGAGAAAGACAUGAGAAUUUGUGUAUUUCAGAGUGACAUCAUGUAGAUAAUAUUUAUAUUUUAGGCAAAUCUUCAACUUUGCAUUGUAAGCCAAUCUACCACCAUGUUUCUGGUAUGACAGUUUUUGUACAGUUUAUCAUUUCACUGCAUAUCUUUGCGUAAGGUGGCUUAUCAUUUUAUCGGUUAACUUUAUUUAAGUCAUAGGUUUCAAUAAUGGAUAAGGGCUUUACAAUGUCCUGUAAUGUUCCAGUUUUACAUAUAUGGUACAUGACUUUAUUUAUGUAUGUAUCAUGACUCUGGAGAUAUCCAUAGUUAUUUGAAUGUUAUCCAUUCUGAUGCACUAAGUGUUCAGAUGAAUUCUGAAUUGGUAAUGUCAUUUUCUAAUGCUAAACCUUAUCUAUCUAUGACUCAGCUUUUUACAUAUGCAUACUAUACAGCAUGGCUUUUAUCCUAUGCAAUAUUUGUUCAUAAAUAUAAAUAUAUAUAUAGUAGAAUAAGCAUUUUUUACUAUUGGCUUUUGGUUGUGUGUUAAAGCUUUAAUAUGAUAGGUUUGCCAUUGAUAGCAACGUGCACUGUUCAGACUAAGAAUGAGCCCUGGAAAUAUCCAGCUUCACACAGCACCAUUCCUUCUGCAUGAGCUUCCUGCCAGUGCAGACGCCCAACUCCACAGACAAAAGAAAGUCAGACAAAGUGGAUGGUCAUAAGGCACUUCCAUAUCAUUUUUAACAAUUAAACAUUCUAAUUUUA